Triplophysa rosa is the source of this 8908-nucleotide messenger RNA. It is a transcript of the gene slc12a5a, whose product is annotated as solute carrier family 12 member 5a. The record is from RefSeq and is a predicted model, not a curated record. Gene Ontology annotation, cellular component: membrane. Gene Ontology annotation, biological process: cell volume homeostasis; potassium ion import across plasma membrane; potassium ion homeostasis. Lineage: Eukaryota; Metazoa; Chordata; Actinopteri; Cypriniformes; Nemacheilidae. The transcript is spliced from 27 exons. The coding region runs from base 217 to 3660 and encodes 1147 amino acids. Gene Ontology annotation, molecular function: potassium:chloride symporter activity.
ACAUAGAACAAUAAACGCACGUCUCGAUCGGAGACGUUCACGUUUUCUCCUUGUGCUUUAACACUCAUCUCAACGCUGCUCUAAUCGUAUCUCUAGAUUUACGUGCGCACCGGUGCGUAGCGCGCAUCCGCAUCACCGGUGAAUUCCUCCGGCAAACGAGACCGAACGCGCGUUCAUUCAUUCCCCGUCUGUCCGCGUCAGGCCACCGGCGUCAACAUGAGCCAGAGGUUUACUGUGACCGCCGGUGACAUCCAGGGGGAAGUGAACCAGCUGUUCGAAGGGGAUGAGCCGACACCGGGCGCAUCCGCGCAGACACCGGGCGCAGACGCUAAAGCGGUUAACAUCACCUGUCCACCCAAGAAAGGAGAUUCGAACCCCAAAGAGAGCAGCCCGUUCAUCAACAGCACCGAUGCCGAGAAGAGCCAACAGUAUGACGGCAAGAACAUGGCCCUGUUCGAGGAGGAGAUGGACACAAUUCCCAUGGUGUCGUCUCUUCUCAGCAGUCUGGCCAACUACUCCAACCUCACCCAGGGCAGUAAAGAACACGAGGAGGCAGAGAACAACGAGGGCUCACGGAAGAAACCCGUCAAGGCUCCGCGGAUGGGUACACUGAUGGGCGUCUAUCUGCCCUGUCUGCAGAACAUUCUGGGAGUCAUUCUGUUUCUGAGGAUGACCUGGAUGGUGGGCAUCGGAGGGGUCAUCGAAGCUUUCGUCAUUGUCCUCAUGUGUUGCUCCACGACGAUGCUCACGGCGAUCUCCAUGAGUGCUAUCGCCACCAACGGCGUCGUACCUGCUGGAGGUUCAUAUUAUAUGAUCUCUCGGUCUCUGGGUCCUGAGUUUGGCGGAGCCGUCGGGAUCUGUUUCUAUCUGGGCACCACAUACGCUGGAGCCAUGUACAUCCUCGGAUGCAUUGAGAUCUUACUGAUAUAUAUCGUACCACAAGCGGCCAUAUUUAAGAUUGAGGGUCUGGAGGGUCUGGAGGCGGAGACGGCCAUGCUCAACAACAUGCGUGUUUAUGGCACGUUGGUGUUGACCUUCAUGGCUAUCUUGGUGUUUGUAGGAGUGAAGUAUGUCAACAAGCUGGCACUCGUCUUCCUGGCCUGUGUCAUCUGUUCCAUUCUCGCCGUCUACGCUGGAGUGAUCAAAACAGCCUUCGAGCCCCCCGUCUUUCCGGUGUGUGUGCUGGGAAACCGGACUCUGGUUUGGAAAGGCUUCGAUGUGUGUGCCAAAGUCAUCGAGAGCGAAAACACGACUGUCACCACCAAACUCUGGAGCCUCUUCUGCGAUUCUGAGUUUCUGAACGCAACCUGCGACUCUUAUUUCACCAACAACAACGUCACGGAGAUCCAGGGCAUUCCAGGGGUCACCAGCGGCAUUCUGUGGGAGAAUCUCUUUGGGAAUUACAUGGAAAAGGGGUCUUUCAUUGAGAAGACUGGACUCUCUUCUGUUAUGGAUGCAGAAUCCGUUCCCACCAACACCAACCGUUACGUUCUGGCAGAUAUCACUUCCUUCUUCACAAUGCUGGUGGGGAUUUACUUCCCGUCUGUAACAGGUAUCAUGGCUGGAUCAAACCGUUCUGGUGACCUGCGUGACGCUCAGAAGUCCAUUCCCAUCGGCACCAUACUGGCCAUCACCACAACCUCCAUCAUCUAUAUGUCCAGUGUGUUGUUGUUUGGUUCUUGUAUUGAAGGAGCAGUUCUGAGGGAUAAGUUCGGUGAGGCUGUCAAAGGGAAUCUGGUUAUUGGGACGCUGGCGUGGCCGUCGCCGUGGGUCAUCGUCUUCGGUUCUUUCUUCUCCACCUGCGGGGCGGGGCUUCAGAGUUUGACUGGCGCUCCUCGUCUUCUACAGGCCAUAGCUCGAGAUGGCAUAGUGCCCUUUUUGAGAGUGUUUGGUCACGGGAAAGCAAACGGAGAGCCCACCUGGGCGCUGCUGCUGACCGCUUGUAUCUGUGAGAGUGGAAUCCUCAUCGCCUCGUUAGAUUCCGUCGCUCCCAUUCUCUCUAUGUUUUUUCUCAUGUGCUACAUGUUUGUGAAUUUGGCCUGCGCUGUUCAGACUCUGCUCAGAACGCCCAACUGGAGACCGCGCUUCAAGUUUUAUCACUGGACUCUGUCUUUCCUCGGCAUGAGUCUGUGUCUGUCGCUCAUGUUCAUCUGUUCCUGGUACUACGCCAUUGUUGCCAUGGUGAUCGCCAGCUGUAUCUACAAGUAUAUCGAGUUCUGUGGGGCGGAGAAGGAAUGGGGUGAUGGAAUUAGAGGGCUGUCCCUCAGUGCCGCCCGAUAUGCCCUCAUGAGGUUAGAAGAAGGACCUCCACACACCAAAAACUGGAGACCUCAGAUCUUAGUUCUGGUCAGUAUGGACUCUGAGCUGAACGUGGAACAGCCUCGUCUGCUCUCUCUGACCAAUCAGCUGAAGGCCGGGAAGGGUUUGACCAUCGUGGGAACGGCGCUGGUGGGAACGUACCUGGACAACUUUCCUCAGAGCCAAGAGGCUGAACAGUCUCUGAGGAAACUGAUGGAGACAGAGAAGGUUAAAGGCUUCAGUCAGGUGGUGAUUUCCUCCAACUUGAGAGACGCCACCUCACAUCUGCUUCAGGCCGGAGGUUUGGGUGGUCUUCAACACAACACGGUUCUGGCCAGCUGGCCACGGAACUGGAAACAGACCGAGGACCAUCAGAGCUGGAGAAACUUCAUCGAGUUGGUGAGAGAGACCACCGCGGCCAGUAAAGCUCUCCUCGUGCCCAAGAACAUCUCGGCGUUCCCGUCGAACGGAGAGAGAUUCACUGAGGGUCACAUUGACGUCUGGUGGAUCGUUCAUGAUGGAGGAAUGCUGAUGUUGUUACCUUUCCUCCUCCGCCAGCACAAGGUGUGGAGAAAGUGUAAGAUGCGUAUCUUCACCGUGGCUCAGAUGGAUGAUAACAGCAUUCAGAUGAAGAGAGAUCUCACCACGUUCCUCUAUCAUCUGCGUAUAGAUGCCGCUGUGGAGGUGGUGGAGAUGCAUGACAGUGAUAUAUCAGCGUACACGUAUGAGAAAACUCUGGUGAUGGAGCAGCGUUCUGAGAUCCUCAGACAGAUCAACCUCACUAAGAACGAGCGCGAGCGAGAGAUUCAGAGCAUCGCUGAUAGCUCUCGCGGAUCGAUCCGCCGUAAGAACCCGGCCGCUGUCAACACCCAGCUGAGCGUGACCGAGGAGCCGGCGGCCAGCAGCAAAGACCAGAAAACAGAAGAAGAGGAGCAACUCAUUCAUGACAAGAGUACCAACCCCCCCACCCCAGCCACCCCGCAGUCUCCCACCGCAGAGGCCGAGACCCCCGGUACGGCCGUUCAGAUGACCUGGACUGAGACCAAGUGUGAUGGAGAAAAAGCCAAGCCGAUGGGAGCCACCACACCAGAGGCCAUUAAAGAUUUAUUCAACAUGAAACCUGAGUGGGAGAAUCUAAACCAGUCCAACGUCAGACGCAUGCACACUGCGCUCAGACUGAAUGAAGUCAUUGUUAAAAAAUCCCAGGAAGCCAAACUGGUCCUGCUCAACAUGCCCGGACCGCCCAAAAACAAAACCGGAGAUGAGAACUACAUGGAAUUCCUGGAGGUUUUAACAGAAGGUCUCAAUCGGGUCCUCCUCGUGCGCGGCGGAGGUCGUGAAGUCAUCACCAUCUACUCUUAGGAAACUAGCGUCACCGCACCCCAUAUUCCUCCUGUUUUUAACCCUUCUUUCCGCAACUGCCCCACUGUGACCCGAGCAAUAUCCCAGAAUUCCCUUCGGUCAGUCUCAAGCACAGCUUCUUCUCAUGCAGUCUCGUGUGACCGCUCGACUCAUCUCUUCCGUCGUCCUCACGCUUCACUGUUUUCCAUCCGCCGAUCACUACUCUCAUCCAAUCAGGAGACGUGGGUGGGUUCAACUUUCUUCGUUGUUGUUUUGUUUCUCAUUGUUUUGAGGACGCAGUGCAGAACAAGCGAGGCUCGAUGAAGAUGGAUUCACAGACGCAUGAGUGUCAGAGAUGCUGUGGAACAUUUCUGCCGGGGUUGAGACUGAGGCAACCUCAGCAAAACUUGACCGAAACAACAAAUGUGAUCGACAUCAAUGUGAAAUUAACCCUGCUUACUUUCUUAAUGCACAUGUCUGCUGUAAUUGUUAUUGAUUCAUAGCCGCAUGUCAUUCCAAAAGAAAACAAACCUUCAUUUCGUUCUUCUCGCUCCCCUCCGAACACCUGCCACGCUUCACAAUCUGACCUGAUGGAUCACAUCCCACCCGCCGUUUCCCCUUCACUCUGAACGAUGUCACGUUACGGAAGUCAAACGGGUCCGCGAAUGCCAUUUCGUGAUGACUAUGAAGUCGAGUCUCUCUGUCUGCCUUUGUUUACUCUCAUCCUCCUCCAUCUUUGCGUUUGUUUGUGUUGGUUUUUAAGUGGCUAGCUAUUCCCCUGCCAACUACAGUCACAUGUGCCAAUGCUGCGCGUCUCGCCGUCAGACGACAGCCGAGCAAUGAACAAGAGCCGUCUAUCCACACUGUAAUUAUUUUGAAUAAUUACUGAAAGAAAAAAAACGUGGAUUGGUGUAAAUAGGCAUUAUUAGAUGUUGGUGUAGUAUUUUUAUUGUGAAGCUUCUGGUGUAAUCUGACAGGGUGUUUUGAAGGCUACAGGUUUCUCAUUAUGGUUGCUUGACGUGUACUGUACUCUACCGUACGGUAACAAACCCCAACAAGCACUCAACCUGCACUGACAGCCACUGUGUAACAAAUGAUUUCAUGAGUCGACAGAUUCAUUGAACGAACGUGUGUGUGUGUGUGUGUGUGCGUGUGUGUGUGCAUGAAUGACUAAAGUUGUGUUCUUGAGUGUUAGUUAGACAUGUUUUCCUGUUUUGCGAAAUUGUCGGCGUUUGCUCGUUUACAGAGAAAUCUAUUAUCUAUAAAUGAUCUAUAUCGUAGCCAAAAUCUAUAUACAUUUAUUCAAUUGUCUAUCAAAUUUAAAGUAUUCUAGUAUCUGAUUGUAUUGCCAAAUGUCGAUUUCACUUGUGCCACAUCAACGAAAAUGUAAAAUUGUGUUACACCGUGUCUACACCGGAUGCUGCACGACGCGAUAAGAGACAAUAGAACGCAUUAGAACCCAUUAUAAUUUUAAGUUUUGUCCAUACCGGACGUGGCGCGAUGCGGCGCGACAAUCCGAUUAGAACAAGCCGUGUGUCGCGUCGCGCCACGUCCGGUGUAGACACGGUGUUAGAAUUCAAUAGAAUUCAAACAUUGACGUAUUCACUUAGAAGUGCAAUAUUAUGCUGUCUUCAUUUUCUGUCAGAAUUACCGAAUCACUCAAUUGGUUUCAUAUUUUGCAGUGUUAUUUUAGUUCUUUUAUAUAUUAUAACAAUAUUAUAUAUUAUAACAAAGAAUCGUAUCUGAAUCACAGAAUGUUAGCAGAUUAAACAGAGCAAAAUCGUAUUUUGUUAUGACGGUAAUUCUGACACAAAUUUAACGCAGCAAUAGAUUGAGUUGUUUUUAAAGAAAAAAUGCAAAGAUUUUAAAGCUAACACCUAUAAUCUAAACUCUAUAUGCAGUUCUGUAAUACACACAGAAAAUCAAAAUUAUUUCGCCAAAUUGGUUCCUUGAAAUCAUACUUAGUCUUCAUUUUGGCUGAAAUAAAUCGAGUUCUGGAGGCCAGAAAGUAUUUUUGCACGGGUAAAUGUGCAAUUGGGAAAUCACAUUGCAUUAUUUAUUUUUGUAGAGGUACAAAUGAUUUUAUACAUUUUCUUUUUCCAUAGUUUCAACAGCAGAAAUACCAUCAACCAUACAUAUACAUGAUAAAUAUUUAUCGUUAUUCAUAUAUAACUUAAAUCGCAUAUACAGUAGUUUACAAAAUGACAGAUUGAUAGUUUACAUUUAAAGCUCAUAGGAUAUGAAUGCUGCUGCUAUGUAUGAUUAGAUCGGAUUGUGCGUGGACAUAGAGCGAAAGAUAUUUAAAUAUUUAAAGGUAUAUUUACACGGUAAUUGGGGGGAGGGGUUAAUGCUGAAGAACGCACCUGUACGGCCCUUUGCAUCAAAAACGAGCCUUAUAAUCAACUUUAUUUCAGAGUUGUUUUUUGGAUAACGUUCACAAACAGCACACUCGAUCCAAACAUAACCACGCAUUAAAGCAUUUUAACGAAAUACUACCUGCAUAGACUGAGCCUCAGAUGAUGUUUCGAGAAUAAACGACACUUCGUUCGUUCAGAGAUGUUUUCAACUCAUUUGCAUACGAUCGUUUUUCUCCUGUUUGCAUGGUGUUGUGUUGGAGAAUUAGUUGUAGGUGAAAUUUAUCGAGAUGUAAGUUAAAGGGCAGUUUAUGACAAAAUGUCAACGCAGACCGUUUCAGACUGUUGCCGCUAUCGACUCUGUAUGUAGCGUUUUCACGUGUGGUGGUUCGGUACUCGUAGAUCAUGUCGGUUAGAUUAGCGGGAUAUUCGGUGUGUGAUGCCAGUUGUCGUCUAUUUUUGUUUUGUUUUUUCCUUUGUAUAUAAUAUCGAUGUUGAGAUGCUGUAGCAGCGGAUUUUCCUUCCCUGUUGCGUUAGUUAGUACACCGAAAAAAAAUGCUCCACACUUUUUUCACCGGUAACGUGCAAUAUUGAUUUCGAUUUAAAGUAGUGCGUACGGCAUAUUUAAAUUGACAUUUUAAGUUGCCGCUUCGCUCACAAUUCAGCUUCUCUCAGAAUCGUCCUGACACGUAGUUCAUCAGUGUGCAAGAGAAGUGUGUGUCACAUCUGUUCUAUGGUGGCUGAGAUAGAAAUGCACUUUAAACAGACUUACAGAGUUAAUUACGAUCCAGCGUGACGAAACAUUUCAGCGCUGAUGCCUCCAGUGGCAGACGUGUGUACUGCAGUCACUUACACCAUUGAUCUCUUAACCCUGUUCUUGGAUCCGUGUAUGGGGAGCAUGGAUGGAAACUUCUGAUUUAGAGGUUUUGCCGACCGAACACGUUUGUUUGCUGCGGUAAAAUGACUACCUGAACAUAUUGAUUUUAUGAUGCUGUCGGUGUGUGUAUGCUGUUUAUUUGGCAUGAGAUUCUAGCAUUUCGUUGAACAAAAAUAAGAGUAUAUGUAGAUGUAAAAAACGAGAAAAAGAAGAUAUAUUUCUAAUACAACACAUUGAAUCGAUGUUUCAAUCAUUUCCCGUCCUUCCUGACCUCACGUCAUCAUUUCACAUCUUUGAGCACUGUACUGAAAUGUGAUCACCGUAUAAAUCCCAUCAUAUGAAUAUGAAUUAAAGAUAAUAAACAAGCGCUUCCACUGCUGGCCUUGGCUCUAUUCAAACUGACGGCGUUUCUCUUCUCUUUAGUCAGUAUUACACGAUAAAACCCCGGGUUGUGUGUAGCAACUAGAGAAAUGGAGUUAAGGCGUUCUCUUACAAACAGACACAUGUUAGAAUACAAAAGGGCUCUGAAAACCGUCGACACGAAGACACUCCUCUUCUUAUUGAAAAAAAGUGAAGGUGAAAAGAUUGUGGAAUAACAAGAUGCCGAAUGGGUACAAAUGCAAUGCUCAGUGUGAGCCCCGCCUUCCAGUUAAAAUAGCCAAUCAUCACAGACUGAUGAUUAUCUGGGGGCGGAGCUCUCUGCAAAGUUUGGCGAGGUACUUCCAACUUUUGCGCGUGGCAGUAACGUUAGCUGGAAGAAGUGUUUCAUAGCAAAUGUUUGGUUCAGUUAAUGUCGGGUUUAGCUUGUAUUUGUUUUGAGAAACGUUCCAGUAACGGUGAUAGUAAAGGACUUGAGUUGUGUUGGUGAGCUCUUAGGGAUCCAUAUGUUGAAAACUUACACGUGAAUCAGUUCAAAUAGAGCCAGAAUCCAGACCUGUUGUCCUGUUCAACGCAUGCACAUUACCCUGAACAAGCUGAUAUCUAGAUAUAAAUAUAUAAUAUAUACAUAUAUAAAUAUUUCAGUGUUUUGUGAUGCACAGUAUUAUGUUGACGCCGGUUUAUUUGCGUUCUUUUCAUUGUAAAUGCGUUAUUUUUACCAGACGUUUGGUGUUCUUGGUGUUUCUUUAGACCCUUUCGUAUCUUAGCGUGAAUGCGUAUGGACUGAUGUAAAGGGGUCUAUUUUAACUAUAGUCUAGUUAGUUUAGCCAAGAAAAGAGACCGUUUUAUCACAAGUUAAUUUAUGAAAAGAAGAAUUUACCAAAGUAUAUUUGUGUUAACCUGGAAAUGUCUUUAGUGUAUUAAAAACUGUCAUUCUAAUGAAUUUAAAGGAAGCUUGAGGGGUUUGUUGUUUUGUAUACAAUCAUUUACAUUUUACACAUAUUCAUGCCUUAAACACACAAUCUGGCAGCUAUAUGUCAAGGGAUGUUUAACUAAAGUGCAGUGCUUAUGGUUGAUAACUUAUUUUUCCUAGAGUAACGUAACAGGAUAUAAUUAUACGUGAGAUAUUGAAAUGUCAUUUAAUGACUAGAUGAGCAUUCGUGCAUUACAUCUUCGACUCUAAAUGCAUUCUGUGGUGAUAUUAACCUGAAGUUUUCACGUGAUGACAUCAGCAGAGGUAAAAUGACUAACACAUCUGUGAAUUCAUUCAGGUCCCUCAGGCUUGUUUUUCAUUCAUUUGAGAUGAAACCAUUUUGUACUUGCAUUUGAAUGCAGUUGUGUUUGUGCGUGUUAUUUCAGUUUGUAUGUUUGUGUGCGUACAAUGACGUACACAUUGGGACCGUGGGAAAGGAUUGGGGGGUCCUUUAAAUAUAGCAGAAACAGUGUUGAGGUGUUUAUUCUUUGUGUCGGUGCAAGUUCAAUAUUUUAAAAAGAUAAAUGACGAGUAUUAUCUAUUAUUGUGUUUCAUGGUACAUGAAGAAAACAAUGUAGUUUUCUCUUACAUUUCCAAUGCUUUCUCUCUAUGGCUUCUGCAGAAUUCUCACUCCAUUUUAUAGAUUUGUCAGCACAAAAUGCAAUAAACUACUACCAUUUUAUUAUG